AUGGCGGAAAGGAUUGAAGGUCUAAAUUUGGUGUUACUGGGAAAAAUAGGAGCUGGGAAAAGUGCAUCAGGAAACACAAUACUGGGAAGAAAAGCUUUUGAAUCAAAGGAAAGUUUCUCUUCUGUCACACAAGAUGUUGCCGUCGAAUAUGGGUGGGUCUGUGGACGACGGGUCACUGUCUAUGACACACCAGGAUUGUUCAACACAAAGCUCAGUGAACAGGAGAUUCAGCAGAUGAUAAAUGUAAAUGUUCUUCAGAGAUGUGAAUCAGGUCUCUGUGUGUUUCUGCUGGUCAUCAAAGCUGACAGAUUCACUGGAAAAGAGAGAGAAGCUGUGGAGAAGAUUGAGGAGCUGUUAGGAAAAGAGCGCUUGAAGAAAACCUGGAUUCUCUUCACUGGCAGAGAUGAACUAGAGGAAGAAAACAAGUCAAUCGAUGAAUUCGUUAAUGAGACUAAGGCACUGAUGAGACUGGUUCAGAAAUAUGAUCAGAGAUAUCAUGUGUUCAACAACAAGAAGAGAGAACCUAAUGGACAAGUUCAAGAGCUGCUUACAAAAAUAUAUUCAACACACCCUGACACAAUAGAUAAAAAGUUCCUGAGGUCGUUUUUUGGACUUGAUGAACCAUACACUUCCAGGCAGAUUGUUCUUCUGGGUAAAACUGGUGUUGGGAAGAGUGCAUCUGGAAACACAAUACUGGGACAGAGAGAGUUCAGAUCUGAGAGGAGUAUGAGAUCAGUAACCUGUGAAUGUUCAGCUGCUCACGCCACUGUUUCAGGCAGAUCUGUGACUGUAGUUGAUACUCCUCCAUUCUUUGACACAGAGAUGAUGCCUGAAGAGUUAAUGACAGAGAUAGCGAAAAGUGUUUAUAUAUCCAGACCUGGACCGCACGCUUUUCUCAUUGUGUUUCCCGUGAAUAUGAGAUUCACUGAACAGGAGCAGCUGAUUCCUCAGCAGAUUAAGAUGUUGUUUGGUGAAGAAGUGUUAAAAUACUCCAUCAUUCUCUUCACUCAUGGAGAUCUGCUGAGAGGAAAGCCCAUGGAGAAACUCAUUGAGGAGAACAGUAGAUUAAGAGAUCUAGUUGAUCAGUGUGGAGGCAGAUUUCACGUCUUCAACAAUAGAGAUCUGAAUAACAGAAAGCAGGUGAAGGAUCUACUGAAGAAGAUUGACACAAUGAUAGAGCAGAAUGGAGGAGGACACUACAGUAAUCAGAUGUAUGAGGAUGCACAGAGACUCAGACAGAGAGAAGAAGAGCAGAGACAGAGAGAGGAAGAA
Pimephales promelas (fathead minnow) is the source of this 1272-nucleotide messenger RNA. The record is from RefSeq and is a predicted model, not a curated record. Lineage: Eukaryota; Metazoa; Chordata; Actinopteri; Cypriniformes; Leuciscidae.